Molecule: messenger RNA, 732 nt
Organism: Meriones unguiculatus (Mongolian gerbil)
Lineage: Eukaryota; Metazoa; Chordata; Mammalia; Rodentia; Muridae
Product: ran-specific GTPase-activating protein-like
Exons: 1
Coding region: 88-678 (196 amino acids)
Biological process (GO): nucleocytoplasmic transport; positive regulation of mitotic centrosome separation
Cellular component (GO): centrosome; nuclear pore; cytoplasm
Molecular function (GO): GTPase activator activity
Source: RefSeq, a predicted model, not a curated record
CGCUGAGGAAAGGAGCAGCGACUAGCAGCCCAGAGGCCGCCGAGCCAGCAACGCCUGAGCCAGUCGAGCUGCCGUCGCUGCGCCCCCAUGGCGGCCGCCAAGGACAGUCAUGAGGACCAUGAUACCUCCACAGAAUAUGCAGAUGAGGCCAACCAUGACCCCCAGUUCGAGCCAAUAGUUUCUCUUCCUGAGCAAGAAAUUAAAACACUGGAGGAAGAUGAAGAGGAGCUUUUUAAGAUGCGAGCAAAGCUGUUCCGGUUUGCAUCAGAGAAUGACCUCCCAGAGUGGAAGGAGCGAGGCACUGGAGAUGUCAAACUCCUGAAGCAUAAGGAGAAAGGGACUAUCCGCCUUCUCAUGAGGAGGGACAAGACCUUGAAGAUAUGUGCCAACCACUAUAUCACACCAAUGAUGGAACUGAAGCCAAAUGCUGGCAGUGACGGCGCCUGGGUCUGGAAUACCCAUGCCAACUUUGCUGCUGAGUGCCCCAAGCCUGAGCUGCUCGCCAUCCGCUUCCUAAAUGCUGAGAAUGCACAAAAGUUCAAAACAAAGUUUGAAAAAUGCAGGAAAGAGAUUGAAGAGAGAGAAAAGAAAGGACCAGGCAAAAAUGAUAAUGCUGAAAAGGUGGCUGAGAAGCUGGCCAGAGAUGAGGCUGAAGAGAAGUCUGAGGAGAAGCAAUGAAUCAUUCUCUGUCCAUUUUCUUUCUUUUUCUUUUUAAAAAUUUGCCCCACCUUU